Cyprinodon tularosa is the source of this 1157-nucleotide messenger RNA. RefSeq names its product tetraspanin-2-like. The record is from RefSeq and is a predicted model, not a curated record. The transcript has 9 exons. Gene Ontology annotation, cellular component: membrane. NCBI's taxonomy places the organism in Eukaryota, Metazoa, Chordata, Actinopteri, Cyprinodontiformes, Cyprinodontidae. Bases 70 to 804 code for a protein of 244 amino acids.
CUAUACCUUCUCACAGUGAUAUGAGUGCAUCUAUUUCUGUCACAACUUGAGCUUUUCCAUGUCGGGACAAUGCCUCCUGUUGCAAAUAUAAAGUCGCACUUUAUCAUUUCUGCGGAUGUUUCCAGGCCCUUCUGCAAAUACGCCAUCAUUGCUUUCAAUAUCAUCUAUUUGGUAGCAGGGUUUACAUCAUUGGUGCUCGGUUUGUGGCUGAGUUACCAUGACAACAACAGUGAUGUUUCUGAUCUGACAUCCGACAAUGACAAAGAAGCCAUUGAGUUAAAGGUGUUUAACAAAGCUGUUUACUUCCUGGUAACUCUGGGCUCUAUUAUGGCGGCUGUGGGGAUAUUUGGAGAGUAUGCUGCCUGUAUUGAAGGCAAAAUUGCUCUGCGAGUGUUUACUGUCCUUCUGUUCCUCUUGGCUGCAGCUAAAAUCACCACUGGAGCGCUUGCUUACAUCUACCGGGAUGAGGCUGGAAAGAUGCUUGGAGAUCUAUACGUUGAUGUUUAUAAGCUCUAUGUGAAGAAUGAAGAGGGAGCCAUGGCUGUCACUCUUGGAUUCUUCCACAGCAUGCUCCACUGCUGCGGAUGUAGUGAAGACCCCCUAACAGAGCUGGUUAGGAAGACGUGCCCAAAAGUGGAUACCAGAGGACAAGAUUAUACCGACGACUGCCCAAAGGAGAUGGAAAUAUUCUUCAAUAAUAAAGCAGCUGUGGUGCUUGGCCUCUUCGUUGGAACCGCAGCUUUUUUGAUCGGAGAAAUGAUUUGCAGCGGAUGGUUCAGUUCAAAGGUUCAUCAGGAUUCUUAAGCUCCUCAAACUAUUCAGACUUUCUGCAUGUUGACCUUGGAUCCUCCUCAGCCAUUAUAGCAAAGCUUCUAAUCAGGACGAGAAAGUCUCCAUGCCACUUUCUGCAGCCCUGUCAUCUUAGUUUGUCCUUAUUCCACAUCCAUGACAAAUUUGCAUCUCCAAGCAGAAGUCCAGAUGCAGCCUGCUGCAGUCAUGGCCAAAGUGUUGACAAUUACUUGAGUUAUGUUUGGCACUUUGCAUGUUUAGCAUCACAACACCUGAAAUAACAGUUUUCUGGAGGUUGAACAGAAGGCGGCUUCAGGAUGUCCAGAUGUUUCCAACAGUUAAACAAAAACCAGCUAAAGGAUAACGGC